Molecule: messenger RNA, 1062 nt
Organism: Prunus armeniaca (apricot)
Lineage: Eukaryota; Viridiplantae; Streptophyta; Magnoliopsida; Rosales; Rosaceae
Source: the annotation of a GenBank genome assembly
AUGGCGAUCACGGCACUCUCCGAGCCUCCCCAAAUCCACAGAUUCCGACAAUCCAAGUACAUAGACUCUGUCCGCUGGUUGCCUCCUCUCUCAGCCUUAGACCGCUUGGCCGUCAUCGCAGUUUUCGAUUCAGAUUCCGACUCUGCCGCCAUAGAAACCCACUCUUUUGCUCCAGACCCAGAAAAUCUAACCCAACAAUCUCAAUGGUUCUCGCCUUCACGAAUUUCCUCCCUCAAAACCUCUCAAUCCCACCACAAACCCUUAGUGGCCGCCGCAACAUUGGCGGGCUCCAUUCACAUCUUGUUUGGGGAUUCGAUGGACCCGGCAUCUCUCGAAUCGGAGCUUUCGAUGCCCGAAAAGGCAUUGCAUGAGGGACCCAUUUCUUGUGUGGAUAUAAUGGACGGUGGGGUGGAGUGUGUGAGUGUAGGGGAAGAUGGGAGGGUGAAUUUGGUCUCUGUCGGGGAGUCUGAGUUGAGCUACCAACGGAUUUUCGAUAGCAGCGGGUUGGUGUCGUUUACCACGGCGAAAUGGGCCUCCCCGAGUGAGUUUGCCACUGGAGGAUAUGGAUUUAGUCUCCAGUGGUGGGAUCAGAGAAAGCCUGGUGCGGCGGUGUCUCAGUUUAAGGGUAGCUGGUCUCAAAGAACAACUCCUGGGAUCAUACAUUCCAUUGAUAUUCAUCCUUCACGAAAGCACACUUGUCUGGCAGGAGGUUCCUUAGGUACUGUAUUUGCCUGGGAUCUUAGGUGGCCACAACAACCAAUUCUUCUUUCUGGUGUUGGGGCAGGUGAAACAACCCAUUCACCAUGCGAAAGUGAGGUUUGGGAGGUUCACUUUGACCACUAUGCAAAGUCUUCAAAUGUGGGAAAUGUCUCUUCACGUAUCUUACCUACUAUGAUCUGUUCAGAAGACGGUAUCCUUGCUGUUGUUGAACAGGGUGAAGAACCCAUUGAGCUCUUAGCUGAACCUUGUGCAAUCAACAGCUUUGACAUAGACCGGCAAUAUCCUUCUGAUGUGAUAUGUAGUUUGGAGUGGGAAUCCAUAGCCAUCUUGACAAGGUCAUGA